This is a messenger RNA of Vigna unguiculata (cowpea), 2011 nucleotides long. Its product is annotated as protein HAIKU1-like. The record is from RefSeq and is a predicted model, not a curated record. Lineage: Eukaryota; Viridiplantae; Streptophyta; Magnoliopsida; Fabales; Fabaceae.
CCAUCCAUUCAUUCAUUCCCCCAUUGACCUCUCACCCAACUCCUUCUAUUCGCCAUCCUUAGGGUUUUCUCUGCUUCUUCUUCUAUUUCCUCUUUUUCACACUUAACAUUCAUCUCCAAGAAUUAGUCUUGCUCCCUCUAAAGCUUCGUAUUUUUACUCAGCAACCCUUUUCGGGUAUUAUCUUUUCCGUUAACCCAUUUUCCUUUUAUUCUCUGCUCCCAGUUUCGAUCUGAUCCCGUGAAUUUUCCGAAGCUGCUCUUCCAAUCCUUCAAAUUUCGGACGAAGCUCCGAAAAGGGUAUGUUUUCUGCUUCUUACUUCGGCUCUAGGGUUAACUUUGAUGCUGAUGGUGAGAUUGGUUUUUAUUUGGAAUGAAAGAAAUUGGGAAUCUUGGGUGUCGAUUGGGAGUUCAGGAUGCUUAGAUUACAGCUCAUGCUUGGUUUUGUUCAAGUAGUGUAUUAGAAUUGUCGAAAUUCUCCGGGUUCUUUAGGUUUGGAUUUUGAAGUUGCGGGUGUCGUUGGUUUGGUUUGCUUGAAGGGGAAAACAAGUGGUGAUUUCUCAGUGUAGUAAGGUUUGAUUUGGAAAUGGACAACUCCAAAAACAGGCAUAAUGAUAGUCUGGGUGUUAACAAGAUGGGGAAAAAUAUAAGGAAGAGCCCUUUACAUCAGCCCAAUUUUGGUAACAACGCUGCUAGACAACAGCCUCAGCCUCAGGUUUACAACAUUAGCAAGAACGAAUUUCGGGAUAUUGUUCAGCAGCUUACUGGAUCACCCUCCCAGGAUCAUCCACCUAGACCUCCACACAAUCCACCGAAGCCACAGAGCAUGCGACUGCAGAAAAUUAGACCUCCCCCGUUAACGCCAAUCAAUCGGCCUCGCAUGCCGCCGCCAAUGCCGGUGCCUGCUGCCGCCCCCCCUCAUCCAGUUCCUCACAAUAAUGUCAUGCCAAGACCUGCUCAGUAUGGACAACCAUUGCCUAGUCCUGGGGAUAUAUGGUCUAAUACGACCGAGUCACCCAUAUCUGCUUACAUGCGUUACCUUCAGAAUUCAAUAAUGGAUCCAAAUUCAAGGGGUAACCAAGUUCAGCCUCAACCACAUCCGUACCCUCAACCUCAAGUACCCGGCAAUGUGCAGCCUUAUCCCCCUCCCUCGUCUGCUGUGUUUCCUAAUCCUCCCAUGCCCACCUUCCCUUCCCCGAGAUUUAAUGGUCCUAUUCCACCCAUGAAUGCUACUAACACUCCCAUGCCUACUCUUCUUCCUUCACCACAAGCAAAUGGUCCUCCUCCCCCUUUACUUUCUCCAACCUCUCAAUUCCUCCUGCCUUCUCCAACUGGUUACAUGAAUUUGCUAUCUCCUCGCUCACCUUAUCCACUUUUGUCACCUGGCAUUCAGUUCCCAUCUCCGCUUACACCAAAUUUUCCGUUCUCGUCCACGGGGCAAUCAGGGAUUUUAGGUCCUGGCCCACAACCUCCUCCUUCUCCUGGCCUUGUGUUUCCGUUAUCACCUUCAGGCUUUUUUCCCAUAUCAAGUCCCAGGUGGAGAGACCACUAGUCUUCUGAAUUCUUGUUACAAGUUUAAUUGGGUUUGCUUCUUUCUAACUGAAGAGGUCCUAGGCUUGUUCUUUGGCAUGUGAUGUACAAUCAGGUUGUAAGAGCUCUUUUUGGCUAUCUGUAGUGUUCAUUUCUCAUUUCUUUGUUUCUCUUUUGUUGACAACCGUAAUGGUUGCAAUCCUUUUACUUUGACAAGUUUUACAUUAGGCAAUACAUAUUGAAGAUCAGACAACUCAAUUGGGCAGUUGGACAGGAGCUGUAAGAUGGAAGACUGAUCUGUAGCUCAAAAGGAAGUAGGAUUACAGACAAUAUUUGUUGUGUAUGUCAUCUUCUUUUGUAAUAUAGUGGUUUACAUCUCAAAGUUCAUAGCUAAUUUCAUCUUUUCUAUGUAAGGUGUUUUGAAGUACGAUCUUAUGGUUAUUACCAUGUGAUUUGCUAUAAAUAUAUUUUACUUCUGCAGCAUA